Messenger RNA from Osmerus eperlanus (European smelt), 4712 nucleotides. Its product is annotated as A disintegrin and metalloproteinase with thrombospondin motifs 15-like. Gene Ontology annotation, biological process: proteolysis; extracellular matrix organization. The record is from RefSeq and is a predicted model, not a curated record. Gene Ontology annotation, molecular function: metalloendopeptidase activity. Gene Ontology annotation, cellular component: extracellular matrix. The coding region runs from base 338 to 3214 and encodes 958 amino acids. The transcript is spliced from 9 exons. NCBI's taxonomy places the organism in Eukaryota, Metazoa, Chordata, Actinopteri, Osmeriformes, Osmeridae.
UUUCAGCUCGUGCCACAUGCUGAGGAGCAACAAUAAUAUUUGCAGAGCCGCAAGUGGUUGAGGUCGCAGCGCGCAGGGAGAGCCUGUCCCAGCACCUUCCCGCAUGAUGACAAUACUUGUGGUUUAUACAGUCCUAAACGCCCAUACCAUAGAGGAGAGGCUGGGUGCGGCGGAGCGGUACAGGAUGGUAGAAGGUCGCAUCCCACAUGCAUAUGCACUCAGAAUUCGCACGAGAGCAGUUCUGUGCCUGUUAUAGGUCAUGGUUUUGAGUUCAUCAUCGCAAACGGACGCACGAAGAUCCAAAACUUGAAAGGGGCUCCCCGCGCAUACAGCAAAGAUGUCUGUAUUUAUGAGAUCAUUGUUUUUGUUUAUGGAUGUCCUGUUAUUUGCUGAAUUUACCUCUAGUAUGGAUGUAGAUAUUUGCGUACCCGUUCGAAUGGAUCAACUACCCGGAAAGCAUUCCGGUCGUGGAGAGGAGAGGAUUAGUGACAAUGAAGUUGUAUUCAGAGUUAGCGCUUUCCAGCAGGAGUUUAUCCUCAGCCUCAGACAGGAUUCCCAUUUCUUGGGGCCAGGCAUCGCCCCGGAAAGCGGCACCUCAGCUCCUAACUCCUCUGAGUUGAGAAGCUGCUUCUACUCCGGUGACGUUAACGCGGACCGGGAUUCCUACGUUGCCCUCAGUCUUUGCAAAGGUCUCCAGGGCGCGUUCUCAUACGGGGGCAUGGAGUAUUUUAUUAGUGUGAAUAAGAACGUGACUUUUUCGGAACAUUCAACCAGUUUUGAGCGAACUCACGUCAUCCGCCGGCGGGGACGCUCUGAAUCAGGUAACAGUCCCAGUAGCAAGUGUAUGGUGGGACCCGGAUCAGAAUUCAACAUCUCUGGGUCUUUGGAGAAAUACAGGCACAGGGGAGGCCCGGAGGGUGGCGGACUGUCAGAUAACGCGCCGUGGAGCCUGAGCCGGUCACGGAGGUUUGCCUCGAUCCCCAGGUUUGUGGAGGUUCUUGUGGUGGCGGAUGAGUCCAUGGCCAAGUUCCACGGUGACGACUUGAAGCAAUACCUGCUAACGCUGUUGUCGGUGGCGGCGCAGCUUUACCGGCACCCCAGCAUCCUCAACUCCAUCAACCUGGUGGUGGUGGGUUUCAUGGUCAUUAGCGAGGCGGACAAGGGUCCGAAGGUCUCCAGCAACGCAGCUGUCACGCUCAGGAACUUCUGCUCCUGGCAGAAGAAGAUCAACAAGCACAGCGACGCCCAUCCGGAGUACUGGGACACGGCCAUCCUUUUCACCAAGCAGGACCUGUGUGGGGCAUCUACCUGUGACACGCUGGGCAUGGCGGACGUGGGCACCAUGUGUGACCCCCGGAGGAGCUGCUCCGUCAUUGAGGACGACGGCCUGCCCUCCGCCUUCACCACCGCCCACGAGCUAGGGCACGUGUUCAACAUGCCGCAUGACAACGUGCGAGCAUGUGAGGAUGUGUUCGGGAGGCAGAGGGACAAUCACAUGAUGUCGCCCACGCUGAUCCAGAUCAGCCGCCACAAGCCCUGGUCGUCAUGCAGCGCCGCCAUCAUCACCGACUUCCUGGACCGCGGACACGGUGACUGUCUGCUGGAUCAGCCUGCAAGGCACCUCUCCCUGCCAGACAGCUUGCCAGGCAGAAGCUACAGCCUGCCCCGGCAGUGUGAGUUAGCCUUCGGCUUGGCCUCCAAGCCCUGCCCCUACAUGCAGCCGUGCUCCAAGCUGUGGUGCACAGGGCAGGCGCGGGGCCAGCUGGUCUGCCAGACCAGACACUUCCCCUGGGCUGACGGGACAGGCUGUGGGGGGGACAGGGUCUGCUACCGGGGGGGCUGCACCCACAGGAACAACACAAGCCAACCCAAGGUGGAUGGGCGCUGGGGGAAGUGGGGUGGCUUCGGCCCGUGUUCUAGGACCUGUGGUGGAGGGGCCCAGCUGGCCAGGAGGGAGUGUGACCACCCAGCACCAGAACACGGGGGGAAGUUCUGUCAGGGUCUACGGAUUCGGUACCGGUCCUGCAACCUGGAGCCCUGUGCAUCACGCAAAGGGAAGACAUUCCGGGAGGAGCAGUGCGAGGCGUUCAACGGUUUCAGCCUGAACACCAACCGGCUGAGCUCCUCCGUGGUCUGGGUGCCCAAGUACUCGGGCGUCUCACCCAAGGACAAGUGCAAGCUCAUCUGCCGGGCCAACGGCACUGGAUACUUCUACGUCCUGGCUCCUAAGGUGGUGGAUGGGACCCCCUGCUCCCCAGACACGGCUGCCCUGUGCGUCCAGGGGAGGUGUAUCAAGGCUGGCUGCGACGGCAAGCUGAGCUCCUCUAAGAAGUUUGACAAGUGUGGCGUCUGCGGGGGAGACAACCAGAGCUGCAGGAGGUUCUCCGGCAUAUUCUCCAAGCCCAUACACGGCUACAACUUUGUGGCUAAGCUGCCUGUGGGCGCCACAAACAUUGACGUCCGCCAGCGCGGCUACCGGGGAUUGGUCAACGAUGACAACUACCUGGCGUUGCGUGACGCGCGGGGGCGCUACCUCCUGAAUGGGAACUACGUGGUGUCGGCGGCGGAGAGAGACGUGCUGGUGCCCGGCGGCCUGCUGAGGUACAGCGGCACCUCCAUCUCCGUGGAGACGCUGCGUGGCACGCGGCCGCUGCAGGAAGCGCUCACCCUGGAGGUGCUGUCCGUGGGCAGGAUGACUCCUCCUCGCAUACGCUACUCCUUCUACCGGCCAGGGGAGGGGAGGAGCAAGGACGAGCGGAGGGGGGGGGGGGAGGAGGAGAGGAGCCGCAACAGUGUUCUGAUGGACAGCAACCAGGGUGGGAGGGAGAGAGAGAAGGAGGGAGGGGUGGAGAGGAGGGUGGUUGGGUUUUGGGAGGCGGGGGGGUGGGGGGACUGCUCAGUGAGCUGUGGCAGUGGUGUGCAGCACAGGGCGGUGCAGUGCCAGGGCCCUGCAGGGGGGCCUGCCCCGGACUGUGACCCCCUCCUCAGACCCCCAGGCAGCAGGGUCUGUGGAGGCCCUUGCCCCCUGUGGGAGGUGGGACCUUGGUCACUUUGCUCCAAGAGCUGUGGCCGGGGCUUCAAGCGACGCCAACUACUCUGUGUGACUCAGACGAGGAUGAACUUACCCAGGGAGCACUGCUCCGGACAGAGGAAGCCUCAGGAGCUGGACCUGUGUAACCUGGGGCCCUGCUCGAGCCAGGGGAUCCUGUCAUGAACCCUGGUUCUGCCCUGGCCCUUGGACCAUGUAGCCCUCCUCUGGAUCCUGAGAACCUGGGGCCUUACCCUUGUCCCUAGGGCCCUGUCCUGGAGGAUGAGGUUGUUAGGAGAAUUACGAGCCUCACAGACAUGGAGAGGUGGACAUGUUCUCGUCCUGAGACAGUAAGAUAGGGAUGCAAUAUGUCUGCUGAAGGACAUGGGACAUUAAGGUCAUGAGUGUGCCACUGGACCUGGAACCCUCCAGUCUGUCUGCUCCACCUGUGAUUGGAUACUGCUGAGUGCAUGAGACUGCAGGGAGAAUUGACUGAGUGUGUUUGAACUCCAUAAAGGGUAUGGAAAAGAGGGACAACGUGUUAGAUCAUAUCUUUUUGACUUUUAUGGUCCACUUACCUCUAGCAGGACAACACACACACACAUAAACCUUUUUUUACAAAGAAUUACAAAGACAUGCUGGUCUAAGUUUAGGCCAAGUUCUUACACAACCAGUUAAAUCAAUCAAUCACUGGAUUUCAUACAUUGGAGUGAAAUGCGAAACAGCUUGCACUCUUUAUCUGGGGGUUUGCUUUACCCCAUGUUUAUAAGAACACGAAACAUUAUAAUUGGUUUAUUAGUACUGCUUUACGAACAAUGUAUCUAUUUUGGUUCAUGUAUCAGUUGUAUAUGCCAUUGCUAGUGUACAUGUGGCUUAAUGGAAGCCAUGCUUUGUCGGCACGUUUCCUGCCAAAGACACGAGCCUGGUGAUCAGAGAAGCCUCAGAACUGCUACAGUAUGUUCCGGAGAAGAACUGUUAGAACACUGUCCCAGGGUUCCCUCAUCUGCCUCUCUCUUCCUUCCCCCACAUCCUGGCUCUCUCACUGUCCUGAGCCGUUCCAGGAUCCACCCAGCUGAGCCAUCCAGUACCCAGACUGAGGGACAAACAUACCUACUUUUCUGUAUACUGUACCGUAUAGAACCAUGUAAAGUGAGUGUAAAGACCUUACAAGUGUAUAUAGCAGUAAUAGGUGAGCUGAAAGACAUGACCGUUGUUCUGUAUAUAGGGCCUCACAGAUGUAGACAGUGAGGGGUAGGUCUAACCUGGCAUCUGGAUUCAUUCUGUUGCCUUCGUGUUCUUCUGUUGAUGUUGCAGUGAUACUACCUGAUGAGUCGGCUUCCCUCCUUCACAGACUCAUCACUCUGACAUCAUCAGCGGGGAUGUUUCUCUCUGCUCAUUUCUCUACUGGUUUCUCCACUAUUCUAUCCAGUCCAGACAGUCGCUACAAGGUCUCGACAAGAAGCAGAUCGCUUUGCUUUAAACUCCGGUCUUAUCAGACAUCACACGGAGCAGUGGUGGGUUCCUCCCCUCUUCUUUAUCUCAACUCCUCCUUUCUCAUCUGUUUUUCUUGUGUUUCUGUACAAUUGAUCUUCUGUGAGCGUAUACUGUGUAUACAUCUCUGUAGCUGUGUACAAAUACAUCAACAAGCCGUGUGUUUUUUUGUUAACAGUAAAACUUUACAUUA